AUCCAAAUAUAUAAAAAUACCAUCUACCUAUCUAUCUAUCAAUCACCACCUUUGAAAUAUAUAUAUAUAUCCAUAAUCCAUACCCACAGCUUCCUCACUUUUCAAAGAGAAAAGUUAAUAUCAACAAUGCCAGAAUACACAACCACCCGCCCUACAAAAUCUUCUCUCCUCAUUCCUAAGAAACGUCCUCUCAAAAAACCUCCAACCACAAAAUUAUCCAAGAAUUAUUCUACGGAGAAAUACAUACCGAGUCUAUAUUUCAUAUCUUCAUCUUCAUCCGCAGAACAAGACUCUAAUCCCAAAACCACGAAUGAAGGGAAAAAAGCUGCUGCUACAACAACAGAGCUCAACUUCUCCCUCCCGCCGCAGCCGUUUCUUGACCCGGGGUGUUGGGAGAGGAUUCGUUCAGUAUCUUCUUCUUCUUCUUCUUCUUCUUCUUCGAGAUUAGGUGGUGAGAGUGGAAGUGGAAGUAGGAGUGGGGGUGUCAUGCAGUUAAAUGAGAGGGAGAAAGAGGAAGAGAGAAGACGGAGGAGGGCGAGGGAGGCGGAGUAUGGGGGGAUGGCUGUUCGGGGAAGACUUAAAUGAUUCAUAUUUCUCUCUUUCACAUUCUUCUUCUUAUGUUUUCGUUGUGGAUCGGUCUACUAUUGUGUAUGGAGUUGUCGGUACUUAUCACUGUGGAUAUAGUUCUAUGAUAUGUAUGAUAUUUCUUAUUGAUUUAGGUAGGUAAGAUUGGUGGCAUCGUGUAUGUAGUUGCAUAAUUCAUCAGUAAGUAAGGUGUGGUAUGGUAUCUUCAUCAUCA
Aspergillus piperis CBS 112811 is the source of this 799-nucleotide messenger RNA. RefSeq lists its product as uncharacterized. The transcript has a single exon. Lineage: Eukaryota; Fungi; Ascomycota; Eurotiomycetes; Eurotiales; Aspergillaceae. The record is from RefSeq and is a predicted model, not a curated record. Bases 127 to 585 code for a protein of 152 amino acids.